UUUCGACCAAUUAAUACCAGAGCCUCCAAUGCCUGAAUCAUUACAAGAAUAUCAAGUCAACCCUAGCAUAUCCGGCCCGGAAUUAGCCAGCCCUUUCUCUAGUGAGGCAACUACUCUACUCGAAGCAGUGAGGAUUAGAAACAAAGAUUAUGAUCCGCAAUACCGGAUGGGGUCACGAAGAGCUCGUCGAGUCUCUACUAAAACAUGGUGCUAAUAUAACCGUGAAGAAUAACUCCGGCAAGACAGUCCUCGAUAUCGCUCGAUCUCAUCAGAACUCUAGAAUCAUUGAAAUGUUAGAAAGGGCUAAGGCGAGAGGGAAUGAUGGGUAAUAGAACAUAUGUGGUACAC
Molecule: messenger RNA, 348 nt
Organism: Annulohypoxylon truncatum
Lineage: Eukaryota; Fungi; Ascomycota; Sordariomycetes; Xylariales; Hypoxylaceae
Exons: 1
Coding region: 150-329 (59 amino acids)
Molecular function (GO): protein binding
Source: RefSeq, a predicted model, not a curated record